Messenger RNA from Colletotrichum fioriniae, 816 nucleotides. It is a transcript of the gene FMP32, whose product is annotated as Protein fmp32, mitochondrial. The record is from RefSeq and is a predicted model, not a curated record. Lineage: Eukaryota; Fungi; Ascomycota; Sordariomycetes; Glomerellales; Glomerellaceae. Gene Ontology annotation, cellular component: mitochondrion. Gene Ontology annotation, biological process: mitochondrial respiratory chain complex IV assembly.
AUGGCUAAACCGACAGCAAUAGCCGUUGACGCCCUUCCGAGGUUUCUGCUUCCUAGACUCAGCUGGACUGGUCCUGCGACAGCAUCCCAAGCCCUGCGGCCUGUUUCGGCACUCCCUCCGAGCUCGCGCCGUCGGAUGCACACCCGAACCAGUACUUUCCACGAGUCGAAUAUACCUUCGAGAUGCCGCAGCAAUGGCUUCAAGACCGAGCGCGCCUCGAUACUGGCGAGUCCGGGCAUCACAAGGUCCUUCCAUGCGACUCCUUCAAGACAACGAGACCAUCACUUUGAUACCUUGAAGUUCGUCCAGCGAAUGAAGAGCGAGGGCUUCACGGAGGUGCAGGCCGAGGCCACCAUGAAGGUCUUGAACGAUGUAAUACAAGAAAGCAUACAGAACCUCACCCGAACCAUGGUCCUCCGCGAAGACGCCGCCAAGGCAACCUACACGCAAAAGGUCGACUUUGCCAAGCUGCGCUCCGAACUCCUUUCCGCCGAUAGCACUGAGUCGAGCACGACGCGCGCGUCUCACGAGAAGCUCGGCAACGACAUUGCGAAGCUGAGCUCAAGGCUGCGCGACGAGAUCGGCCGGACCCAGGCCAGCGUCCGCCUGGACCUGAACCUGGAGAAGGGUCGCAUCCGCGAGGAGGCUGUCGGCCAGGAGCUCAAGAUCAAGGAGACGGAGACAAAGAUUGAGCAGGAGGUGGCGGCGCUGCGCGAGAAGCUUGAGCAGGUCAAGUUCCAGACGCUGCAAUGGCUGAUGGGAGUGUGUACCGGUUUCGCCGCUCUGCUUCUUGGUGCCUGGAGGUUGCUCAUGUAA